GCGGCGGAUCAACCCAAAUGGCUCCUCCUACGGAAAACACCGCUGUCAAGGAAGAAGAAAAAGAUGAAAGAAAGGGAACGGGAGACGAGACUUGUAACUGUAGAGGACGAAGCCCUUAGCUCUGGGCAUUAUAUAUACAUAUCCACUCCUGCUCUGGUCUCUCGCAACCACCGUGCGCGCAUCAACUCGGCACAACCGCGGCCGUGUGCAGGGCCGCCGGCGAGCCGCUGGCCAUCGAGGAGGUCGUCGUUGACACGCCCAAGGCGCACGAGGUCAGGAUACGGAUCAUCUGCACGUCGCUCUGCCACAGCGACGUCACGUUCUGGCGCAUGAAGGAUCUCCCUGACAAUAUCCCCAGAAUAUUUGGCCACGAAGCCUUCGGGGUGGUGGAGAGCGUGGGUGAACAGGUGGACGAGUUCGCGGCGGGCGACGCGGUGGUGCCGACGUUCCUGGGGCAGUGCAGCGAGUGCGUGGACUGCAGGUCGGCGCGAAGCAACAUGUGCUCCAAGUACCGGUUCGCGGUGCGCCCGGGGAUGCCGCGCGACGGCACCACCCGGUUCACCGACGGCCAGGGGCGCCCGCUGCACCACUUCUUCGGCGUGUCCAGCUUCGCCGAGUACACCGUGGUGGACGUGAACCAGGUCGUCAAGCUCAACCCCGCCGUGCCGCCGGCACUCGCCUGCCUGCUCAGCUGCGGCGCCUCCACGGGGGUCGGAGCCGCAUGGAAGCAGGCGAAAGUUGAGCCUGGAUCUUCGGUCGCUAUCUUCGGCCUCGGCGCUGUAGGAUUGGCGGUGGCUGAAGGAGCCAGGAUUUGUGGGGCGUCGAAGAUAAUCGGCGUGGAUAUAAACCCUGAGAAAUGCGAGCUUGGAAAGAAGUUCGGCGUGACACAUUUCAUCAAUCCCAAAGAGCUCGGUGAGGAGAAACCUGUCCACCAGGCGAUCGCCGAGAUGACCGACGGUGGCGCGGACUACUGCUUCGAGUGCAUUGGACUGGCGGCGCUGAUGAACGACGCGUUCCGGAGCUCCCGAGACGGGUGGGGCAAGACGAUCAUUCUUGGGGUGGAAAUGCACGGUGCCCCCCUCUGCAUCUCUCCUCACGAGAUCCUCCACGGGAAGUCUGUCAUCGGGUCCAUGUUCGGCGGGGUGAAGCCUAAGCAGGAUAUCCCCAUUCUCGCCGACAAGUACAUGAACAAGGAGCUGGAGCUUGACAAGUUCAUAACCCAUGAAGUUGGCCUCAAGGACAUCAACCAAGCUUUUGACCUCCUGCUGCAAGGGAAGAGUCUCAGGUGCACCAUAUGGAUGGACAAGUGAUGCAAUAACCAGAGUUACGCAUCGGAACCUGAAGAUGCUAUGAUGCUUCCACCUCGUUUCAGUGAAAAUAAUUGUUUCAUCAGCUGCCAAAAGAAAUGUUAUAUGUAUCUUAAAUUCGAGUUUUCCAUUCCUUUUCUUCACGUCAUCACUCAAACAUGUUAAAAUGUGCCCAUGUUUUGAUUUUUACUGCUUUCAAAAGUUGUGACUAUCCUUAUCUUAUUAGUGAUAUUUUCGGAAUUUAUCUGGCGGAAGUAGGACUGAAAUUAAGCAGGUGCUAUCGUGCUAGUGUAACAAAAAUAUAGCAUAUAUGUAGCACAUGAGUAGCAAGAAAACAUUAUGUAAUAUAUCAUUGAGGUGCUACUUGUUAGCCAUGGACAAUAAUGUGAGUAGUAAACAAUAUCAUUAUGCGUUUA
Zea mays is the source of this 1723-nucleotide messenger RNA. RefSeq lists its product as uncharacterized. Gene Ontology annotation, molecular function: alcohol dehydrogenase (NAD+) activity; S-(hydroxymethyl)glutathione dehydrogenase [NAD(P)+] activity; zinc ion binding. Gene Ontology annotation, biological process: formaldehyde catabolic process. Gene Ontology annotation, cellular component: cytosol. The record is from RefSeq and is a predicted model, not a curated record. NCBI's taxonomy places the organism in Eukaryota, Viridiplantae, Streptophyta, Magnoliopsida, Poales, Poaceae. The coding region runs from base 330 to 1310 and encodes 326 amino acids. The transcript is spliced from 10 exons.